Messenger RNA from Lagopus leucura (white-tailed ptarmigan), 2423 nucleotides. It is a transcript of the gene SELENOP, whose product is annotated as selenoprotein P. The record is from RefSeq and is a predicted model, not a curated record. Gene Ontology annotation, biological process: selenium compound metabolic process. Gene Ontology annotation, molecular function: selenium binding. Gene Ontology annotation, cellular component: extracellular region. The transcript has 5 exons. Lineage: Eukaryota; Metazoa; Chordata; Aves; Galliformes; Phasianidae.
GCCCCGCGACGUAAACAAGCGCCCUAUAAAGAUCGGCGCCGCGCUGCGGCCGCGUCUUUCUGGCAACGGAGAGGGGGGAGCUGAGCGGCCCGGCCCGGGCGCUGCGGGAUAAGUCCAGCCAUGUGGGCAGGACUGGGUCUGGCUCUGGUUCUCUGCCUCCUCCCAGGAGGGUGGGCAGAGAGCCAGCGGUGCCAGGAGCCCCCAGAAUGGCACAUUGGGGAGGAGAGCCCAAUGCUGAACUCCAGGGGGUCAGUGGCAGUGGUGGCUCUCCUCCAAGCUAGCUGAUACUUGUGCCUGCUGCAGGCUUCCAGAUUGGAGGACCUGCGAGUGAAGUUAGAGAAUGAAGGACUGGUCAAUAUCUCAUACGUGGUUGUCAACCAUCAAAGUCCUCAUUCCCAAAAGAAAUUUCACCUACUACAGGAAAGUGUUUCAGACCACAUUGCUGUCUACCAACAAGAUGAUCACCAAGCUGAUGUCUGGACUACUUUGAAUGGAAACAAAGAUGAUUUUCUCAUCUAUGACAGAUGUGGUCGUCUGGUAUAUCACCUGGGUCUUCCUUAUUCCUUCCUGUCUUUCCAAUAUGUAGAAGAAGCCAUUAAGAUUGCAUACUGUGAGAACAAGUGUGGAAAUUGCUCUUACACGGAACCUGAUGUUGAUUAUAUAUGUGAGAACAUCACCAAAAAAGAAGAUGAGACUCUAGCAGGCAUAGAACCUGAGCCUGAACCAAGUGGUCAGCAUUCACAUCAUCGCCACCAAGUGCACAAGCACAGACACCACCACCACCACCACCAUCGUGAGGGUGGUCGUCAUUCAAAAAAUCAGAACCAUCAGGCUCCUUCUGAAUCUCAGAGACAUCACCCUCACAGUGGUGGGCGUCACAGAAUUUUUAACCACAAAAGAAAUGAUCAAAUAGGUAGCCAUGAUCAGGUAGAAACUCUUCCUCCAGGAGAAGGUGUGGAAGUUCUUCCACGUGUUACAAAACUAUGAAAAAAGGGGAAAACCAUCUGUAAAAACCAGUUAACUUGAAACUGGCAGACAGCAUCAGACUCAACAACCAAUAGCUGAUGCUGCCAUUGUCGACACCUUUUGUUUGAAGAGCUGGGAAAUUCUGUCACUUGACAGUGUCGCGGAGCACUUCCAAAUUCGUGCAGGUGACACGGCCAGCUGUUAGCAGAGGACAUCACUGAAUCCUGACAGUGACGUCUGCUCACUGCUGCCUGAGAGUCAGCAGCAGCAGGAGGAAGUGAAACUAGUGACACCUGACAGUGACAGGAGGAGGCGGGCAAUUGAGCAUGAAAAACAAACUAAACACUUAAAAAAGGCAGGGGAGUCAUUUACUUAAUUGCAAGACUGGAAAAGCUAUCAGAUUAGGUAUUUCUAUUGCUCCCAAAUAAAAAUUAGACUAAGAUGAAAGGAGUGUAGAGCUAAAAUUUUGCAAAGAGCAGUGCUCUUGGAAUUCGGCAAGACCGGUCAAACUCCAUCAAUGAAAAUUUCUUGCUGUAAAGGAAUUGAAUUAACCCAUAGUUUGUUUUUCAAUUGCAUUGGAAAGGUGUCUGCUUGGUUGAUUAAUCUGUCUUUCUUGUUUUUCUUCUAACAUUCUGCUUGCAUUUGUGAGGACAGGAGCAUAAACUAUGACCUAGGGGCUCCUGUUUGAUAUUUUGCAAUCAAGAACAGGAGAUAAGCAGAAGAGACAUUUUAAUUUUUUUUUUUUUUUUUUUUUUUUUUAAGAGGGGAUAUAUUCAAAAGUUUUUUUUUUUCUAAAUUACGUAUACAAAUUAUGUACAAGCACAGCUCAUUGCUAAACAGUGGACCAAAAUAACUUUUUAUCUCAAGUGUAAGAUACAACAGUAACUGCAUUGUUUUUAAGUAACAGAUCAUAUGCUUAACUUUUGAGGGUUAAAUAUAGUACAGGUUUCACUGAUGCACACUACUACAGUUUGUCAAAUCCCACUGAAUCAAUAGGUUCAUGCCUGAAGUGAGAAGCAAUAUUAACAACUCUUUGUGCAGAUUCAAUGCCUCUAUCAAGAAAGAGACAGGACAAACUCAGUCUUGGUUUAAUACUUUUCUUUGCUUAUGAGAGUAUGGAAUUUGUUAUCUGUGUUGAUUAGUAAGGUGAUAUACCACUGACAUUUUUAUAAUUUCUUUGUAUGUAGCUUAACGUUUUCUAAUUCUGAUUAACCAUGCUGAAGUAAAAAUGCUUUUGUUCAAAGGAUUCCUGGAUGAGCAGAGUAUUCAAGAAAGGAAAGCAGCUUUGAAAGCAUACACCAUAAUUAAUGAUGAUUGAAUAGGAAAAUUAUUACUCCUAUGAAAACGGAAUCUUUUUGUGGUGAAUGCCGAUUAGCAAGAAAAUAGUACUGAAUAUAAACAAAAUGCAUGCCUUUGGGAUAUUUGACGAGACAUUUCAAUAAAAGUAUUCAGCAUUU